AUGAGCGGCUUCCGCGGGGUGAUGAAGGAUGGGUGGCAUCCCAAGGGUAAAGAAGGCGGCAAGGAGAGCUGGAGAGGUGACUUCAAGGGAAUUAACCAAGUGGCUGGCUGGAUGGGAAAAGGCAAAGAUAGCAGCAAAGACGAUCGAGCCGAGCAUGUCUCACGUCCUCUAUCCUCACUCAAGGAUCCAGCAACCUUCGGACCACCACCGAAACGCGGAGACUCACGAACGUCAACGACAUCCGUUUCGAAGUCGACGACUGCCUCAAGGGGCCUUGGAUCAGAAUUGGCAGCGGAAGAGAUCACUCACGAACCUGAACAAGUUGAAGAGCCGGCGCCUCCUCCUCUACCGUACCGUGCCAACCGGACAGGAAUAAACAUAGAACAUCUCCCUCCACCUCCAGUUCGACGUACAGAAUCCCCCGCAAAUAGUACUCAUGCGCCUGCCUCACAACCUCGACCUCAUCUUCCUCCUCGUUUACCUACCCGCAACACCACCACCUCCCCCUCACCCCCUCCGCCACCAUACUCCGAAGCAGACCGCUCAAUUGAGAUGAAUCAAGGUUCAGUGUCGCGUCUAGAACAAGCCGGCGUUUCCGUUCCUGCGCUCGGGAUCGGUCGAAGAGACAGUGACCAGUCUGCUACAGUUCAGAGGGGCAUGAACAAUCAAGUCAAUGAACUUCAAACCCGCUUCGCGAAAAUGUCAACCCCGGGAUCACAAACUCCCCAGAGUCUCCAAAGUCCAAUUCCAAUUGAGCGACCUACUUCACAGAGAGGAUUUGACAGUAACACAUCCACGGCGUCGAGAACGGAUACUCGCCCAUCUCCACUACCAUCAACUACAAGCACAUUCCGACAACGUAGCAACGAGCACAUUGAAACUGGCAAACAGAAACUAGCAGCAUUUAAUCAAAAACACCGAAUCACAGAACGCAUCAACUCGUAUUUUGAAGAACAACCCCCUCUCAAAGCGUCCCAGGGUGCACCGCAACCUCCACCUCCACCACCACAUCCAAAUCUGAGCAGACAGAGUUCGAAUAUUGAUAUAGAAGUGCUAAAUAAAAGGAAACCGCCGCCACCACCUCCGCCUGCUAAAAAGCCUAAUUUGAAGUCGACGCCUGUGAAUGGUGGUGCUGAAUCACCAUCUCCGCCGCCGUUACCUUUGGGGACGAAGCCUCGAUGA
Talaromyces stipitatus ATCC 10500 is the source of this 1182-nucleotide messenger RNA. RefSeq lists its product as uncharacterized. Bases 1 to 1182 code for a protein of 393 amino acids. The record is from RefSeq and is a predicted model, not a curated record. NCBI's taxonomy places the organism in Eukaryota, Fungi, Ascomycota, Eurotiomycetes, Eurotiales, Trichocomaceae. The transcript is spliced from 2 exons.